Molecule: messenger RNA, 459 nt
Organism: Aureococcus anophagefferens
Lineage: Eukaryota; Pelagophyceae; Pelagomonadales; Pelagomonadaceae
Exons: 1
Molecular function (GO): protein binding
Source: RefSeq, a predicted model, not a curated record
GGCGACCGCUUCCGCCUCGUGGAGAAGAACAAGAAGGAGGGCACGGAGCUCUUCAAGGACGGCAACAUCACGCACGCGGCGAAGCGCUACAAGGACGCGCUCGGCCACGCGGCGAAGUUCCGCGACCUCAACCCCGAGCAGACGGCGCAGACGACGAAGAUCAAGGUCGACCUCCACGUGAACAUGGCCCUCUGCUGGACGAAGCUCGACAACGUCGACCAGGCGCUGAAAUCCGCGGAGGAGGCGCUCAAGCUGGAGCCGGCGCACCCCAAGGCCCUCUACCGCCGCGCGGCGGCCUUCGAGAAGACGUCCAAGUUCGACGAGGCGAAGAAGGACCUCAACGCCGUGCUCAAGCAGAACCCGGAGGACAAGGCCGCGCUCGCGCUCGCGAAGCGCGUCGACGCGCAGCUCGCGCGCCAGAAGGCCAAGGCCAAGAAGAUGGCCUCGAAGAUGUUCGCC